This is a messenger RNA of Rhipicephalus sanguineus (brown dog tick), 3096 nucleotides long. RefSeq names its product calcium-activated chloride channel regulator 1. The record is from RefSeq and is a predicted model, not a curated record. The transcript is spliced from 15 exons. NCBI's taxonomy places the organism in Eukaryota, Metazoa, Arthropoda, Arachnida, Ixodida, Ixodidae. The coding region runs from base 1 to 2949 and encodes 982 amino acids.
AUGUGUGCGUUGGCCCUGAUGGGCUGCGUCGCGGCCGUGAUGACGGCGUUGGCCUUCAGCACGGUCAAGGUGAUCGAUCAGCGAGACCGCAUCAUGCGCGACUUCAACAACUGGACGCUCGAGCAACUCGCGAUGGCACGUGCUGCCGCGGUGGCCACGACGACGACUGCGAUGACCGUGCCCGUCAACAUGACCUCGCUGGACAUUGAUACCUCGGACGGCGGCUACACGAAUCUUCUGGUCACCAUCAACGACAGUGUAGAUUACAACGUGUCUAUUAUAGAAAACAUCAAGGCCCUGUUUCGAUCCUCGUCCGUGUUCCUACACCGAUCCACCAGUGGGCGUGUCUACUUCAAGCACGUAAUCAUCAACGUCCCUGACAAGUGGCUGAACGUCAAGAGUGCACGAAGCGUGCCUCGAAAUGCUUUUGGCAGGGGUGACGUCCGCGUUGGUACUUCUUCGAAUGCCCACGAGAACCAUCCCGUCACGAAGCAGUUGAAACCGUGCGGUCAUCGUGGCGAAUUCAUCCAGCUGUCGUCGCAAUUUCUCGCCGAACUGAACGCAUCUACCAUGGCGAAGUACAGGAAUCCAGCGUAUGUGUUUGUUCACGAGUGGGCGCACUAUCGGUACGGUGUAUUCGACGAGUACGGCAGCCGCGAUGAUGACGAGUACCCGCUCACUUACUGUCAUAAAAACAAGGUAAAGCUGAAUUCUUGCUCCGAAGAAAUUCGUUUCACUGCGAGAACUUCGACGGGCCAGAAGUGCAAGAUAAGGAAAAAUUGUCAGUUCACCAAGGACUGCCUGCUUCAGUUCUUCCGGCCAAUGAACUACGCAGUGGAAUCGUCCAUCAUGUUCAUGCCAUAUCAGUACCAUAUCAACUACUUUUGCGAUGACAUCAAGAAAAAUCGCAAGCAUAAUUCAUUUGCACCGAACAAGCAAAACAGGUUUUGCGAUGGCAUGUCCGCAUGGGAAGUGAUAAGGCAAAAUGAAGACUUCAUGCAGCUGCCACGUCCCAACAUGACCAAAUCGGUUGAGACAACAUUCGAAGUAGUCAUCAGGGAGAGUGACCUGCACCCAGUGGUCGUGUUGGUUCUCGAUGUCUCGGGUAGCAUGUUCAUGUACCAUCGGCUGGACUUCCUGAAAGAGGCAGCUGAAAGAUACAUACGAGAAAUACCUGACAACUCUGUACAGCUGGCGAUAAUCGUGUUUGAAAGUACUGCGCGAAUUGCCUGUUGCCUGAAGCCUGUGAACAAACGCACGCGCGAGGUUUUCAUUGAGGCGAUUCAGAAAUUGACUUACCUGGCUGGAACUUGCAUAGGCUGCGGCCUUGACCUUGCCCUAACGAUCGUGCCCAACAAUAGCAGAGAAGGCGCCGCAUUCGUCCUCAUGAGCGACGGUGAACUCAACACUGACGCGUCUGUCCCCAGUGUCAAGCAUAAGUUAGAGGAAGCCAAAGUGAAGGUAACCACAGUAGCGUUGGAACCGACGGCGGACAACAAACUCGAAGAAAUCGCCCUUGCUACGGGAGGCAAAGCGUACAAGUUCCAUGACCUUCAAGGACGCACCAUCGCCGACAUCGAGGCAGCUUUAGUGGAUGCUACCAUCGCUGAGUUAGAUGAUCGCGUAGUGAUAAAGAGACAAGAAAGAGAUUUCUAUUUUCCGACGGAUGUGAAUUUUCUGGUGGACGACACGGUGGGCAGCAGUACGACAGUGCACAUUCGGCACAUGGAUCGUGACAAGACCGUUGUCACCGCAUGGCUCACGGAUCCCCAUGGAGUUGCAUGCGACGCGUGCUUCGUCGACAGAACGUGGCUCAGCACGACCAUCACUAUUCCGGACGUGGCAAAGGCAGGACAUUGGACACUUCACAUGACGAGCCCCAGUUCAAGUACCAGUUCAAGUCCCAGUUCAAGUCCCGUUGGUCUCCACGUUGAAGUGAAAUCGCGAGCAAGGAAUGCGAUCGAGGUACCGAUCAUGCUCGCUUGCGAAGUUAGCGAGCCGCUGGUGCGCGUCCCCGACCUUGUCAUUUACGCGCACCUCAAAAAAGGCGACAAGGUCGUCCUGCACGCCGACGUCGUUGCCGAAGUCCUGGGUCCGAAUCCACCGCACUUGUCGACGACACGACUUCACGAUGAUGGUAACUAUCCUGAUAUUACGGCUAACGAUGGCACGUACAGCGGAUAUUUCACUGCGUACACCGGACGAGGGAAGUACACCGUCGUGGCUCGGGCCAAGAACAACAACAAAACGACAGUGGCGGCAGAUCCCUUUCCUGGCUCCGGCGGCAAUCCCGACCCUAGCGUUCUCCAAGCGAAUGACGAAACCGGCAACACCACGUCCUCGGAAUAUUCGAUCGACGAUUUCGACCGGCUCGACUCGGACAACGAAUGUGAGGCUUGGGCGAAUACCACCGACGUAAAGAAUUCGGAAGUUUUCGAGAGGGCGGCCACUGGGGGAAGCUUUCACGUUGACAAGGACAUUUACGAGAGAGAUAUACCGCCCAUGCGCAUCCGAGACCUCCGUGUCACCGACCUGAGACCAGGGGGAAACGGCACGCUUCAAGCAAACAUCACGUGGACGUGGCCCGGAGCUCAUUUGACGUCGGGAAAAGCCUCCCUCGUGGAAAUUCGAGUGGGUAGCGGCCACAAAGAGCUGAAUUCGAUGUUCGACGACCAAACUCCAAUAACGGAUGCCGACGUCUUGGCUGGCAGCCUGAGACCUUUGCCAUCGGGCGCCAAGCACGUCGUCAAUGUCUGCCUGCCAGUGACCUUCUCUACGCCUCGGACGGAUGGUGAAUUCAACUACAGCGCACUCCUGGCGGCUCGCGUCAGCAACAGCGACGGGCUGAAGUCGAAAAUUCUAACGUCGUUAGCGUGUACCACGUUCCUACGUCAACUGCUCCUGUCGUGUACCGAAGCGGCGCUGACUGGAUAUGGAUAUGGAUCGUAAUUGCCCUGGUCGUGGCGGGCGUCCUGAUAGCCAUUCUGGUAGUUGCCAUAAGGAAAGCGAAACUUCACAAGCGUGACGUUUACGCUAUUUUUGUAAGAAAACAACGACACGUGGAAACGGACCGAGUUUAACGCAGCGUAUACAUGC